Messenger RNA from Neurospora tetraspora, 2608 nucleotides. Its product is annotated as DUF1750-domain-containing protein. The transcript is spliced from 3 exons. The record is from RefSeq and is a predicted model, not a curated record. Lineage: Eukaryota; Fungi; Ascomycota; Sordariomycetes; Sordariales; Sordariaceae. Gene Ontology annotation, biological process: chromatin remodeling. The coding region runs from base 303 to 2438 and encodes 711 amino acids.
GUUGCCUGCCGCCAUCACUGGUUGGAACUUGCCCGACUGCAUAGCUUGGUUCCUGAACGUAAAGUUCCCUUGUCGAUCCACGAAGCGCGCAACGCCCCGGAAAUCCACCUUCAACCGCGACGGGACAAGGCACCUGGUUUUCCAAUCACCAUCCACUAGUACAUCCGCCAUUGACAAAGCCAAUAGAUAAUAUCAGCUUUACUGCCAGCUCCCCGGACUGAAAUGUUUGCACAGGAAUAAUCAUCACUUCACAAUAUUUUCUCUCCCCGACAAACCUCAUAUUUUGACCUCGACCAAACACAAUGGCUGGCGAUCCGAGCCAAAACGUGCACCAGGACUUGCUUCCUCAUGUUCACCUCCUCUCAACCUUCCGCUAUGCUUUUCAGCCCAGGGUCGAACUACCAGAGGUCACAAAGUGGUUGACGGCCGCACCCAAGAUCGCCCGCGACACGGCUCCAUUCUUUUGGACAUACCUCGACGGCCCGAAUGAUGGGUCCAUAUACCUGACAUGGCAGCCUUCUGCCCGUAGAGGCGUUGAGUUCUCUAGCGAUGGAUACAUAUGGUCGGGUCCUGAGAUCUUCUACCAUCAGCCUGCCGGGAAUGGCUUGGUGCUCGAGGCUUACAUCCAACGAUCGGGAUUCAGGCCAGGGGAGCAGCACACGAUACACUCUCGAAAACGGUUUCGCCUUGUUCCCGGCCCAGCGCCAGUGCCGAAUGCACCACAGGUGGACCCUAACCUCUGGAUUGUUCAUUACGGACCAGCCGACAAACAGGACAGGAUCCACGUACAGAUGGUUUCCGUCAGCCCCCAGAUGCAACAGAUUAUCAACUAUCGCCAGCAGCUCUUCCAAAUGGGCCAGAUCGUCAAGAAGGAGUUCAUGCUAUCGGAUCGUGUGAACUGGCCACAACUUCCCCUUCCCGGACGGGGUCAGUCGAUGUAUGCCCCGCCAAUGCCGCCUCGCCACAUUCCUCCGACAAUGGCUUACCCUCCGCACCCGGGUGCGGUGGCCGGCUCAUCCAAGCGCAGGGGUGGGCAUGGACAGGCACCGGGAGCACAUCCGAACCAGAUGGCAGGAGGCCAGCUGCAAAGCUUGGAAGGUGCUUUCGAUGACGAGGAGGAUGUGUCUCGUGGCGACCUUUUCGACCACCUUACCCCACGCGAGGUGAGCAUCGCUCGGUAUCAACAAAAUCACGAGUGGAUGGAGGAAAUCCUGUCUUCUCCCUACCAAAUUGGCCAGAUAGAAGUUUCCGACCUGGGACUGGGACGCAAAGGUGCGCUUGCCUCGCUGACAGAGGGUAUUUUUGAAGCACAAAGCACCGAGGCGGUAGAUCAUGGGCCUAAGAAGCCUUAUACAGGACACUUGGCCCCAGGGGUAGCAGAUGAAUUUCGCAAGCGUGUGUUGGAGAAAAACAAGGCCGACAUGGAAGAGAUUGCGCGGAUGAAGGCCGACCACGAAAAGGCUCUAGCGAGCCUGAGAAAGAAUGCGGCUAUCAUGCAAGCAGAACAAGAAUUGCGUUUUGCGGUUCAAGAAACUGGUUCGGAAGCUUGGCGCCUUGAGGGACGUCUCGAAGAUGACGAGGACGACAGUAGCCGGCAGGGUCAAAGGAACGCCAGAACAUUUGAAGAGAUUCUCGCCAGCGUUGAAAAGAUUGUGGGGAAGCCUGCCACGGUUGUCCAUGAUGUUCACCGAGUUGAGGAUGGUGGCUACCAAGAGUCAGCUCCUGAGCCAGAGCCCAUCCUUUCACCGGUAGGACAGGCCCCUUCCAUGUCUCGCCAGCCAUCACAAGCCGGCUCUCAAGCUAGCGGUGCGAUCAUUGGUGAUUCCGACAUUGAUAUGGGAGGUACCGCAGCCGGCCUGCUUGACCAGAUGAAUACCGCCGGCGGUUUCUCGACAACAUCAACCCCUCUACCUCUGAAUCUUUCGGCCAAUCCUUCGAGUGCUGCCACUCCUUCAGCCCCCAACGUGGCCUCACCUCUACCACCUGCAACCAAUCAGGGUGGGGAUGACAUUAGUAUGGAGGACGCGAAGGUUGCAACAUCUGCACCCGAUCAAGUGCACGCUGCUUCUAACCCUUCAGGUGCCACAACUGCCUCCGUCCCCCAACCGCCGACGACAGCUGGUAACAGCGAUGCUGUUGGCGUCCCUGCUCAGCAAAUUACCCAACCCUCGAGUAAACCCGCAUCAGCGGCGCCCACCCCAUCAGGCGAGGGUAUUGACUUCAGCUCACUAGGCGAUCUCGAUACCGCCGGCGAGGCCCUCGCUGGCUACGACCCGCCCAGCGUUGGGCCAGGUGGCGACGAUUUGGGAGAUCUGAACAUGGAUAUGGAGGACUCUGCGUUCGGGGAUGCCUUCCACGGCGUCAGCCAUAGUGCCGGUGCUGACCAGUCCUCUCCGGUGGCUGGGCUUGGUAGCGCCGGGAACACUCCACCUGUCUAGGCGGCUACUGGUACCGACGCUUCCUCGCAAUCAACACAACAAAGUCAGCAAAAUUUAAACAGACGAGAUCCAAGUAAUCCACUUCAAUUUGGAGUUCAAUACACCGAGGAGGACGAUAAAGCCCUCAUAAAAGCCUACUCCGAAGGGCGCGGCUAUGCAGAGAUCCAGAG